This is a messenger RNA of Colletotrichum destructivum, 1918 nucleotides long. RefSeq names its product Putative aspartate/glutamate/uridylate kinase, glutamate/acetylglutamate kinase, PUA. The transcript is spliced from 6 exons. The record is from RefSeq and is a predicted model, not a curated record. Bases 215 to 1663 code for a protein of 482 amino acids. Gene Ontology annotation, cellular component: cytoplasm; cytosol. Gene Ontology annotation, molecular function: glutamate 5-kinase activity; RNA binding; ATP binding. NCBI's taxonomy places the organism in Eukaryota, Fungi, Ascomycota, Sordariomycetes, Glomerellales, Glomerellaceae.
CCCUUCUCUGUUACGCCGGACGAUCCCGAUGUCGGGCCCUCCGGCAGGGUUUUUCCCCCUACCGAACCAGUCGCCCAGCGCCGCGAGCAGAAACCAAGCCUGACGACAAAGGGCGCGCAAAAAAAACCACUGACCAGGGACCUUGAACAUUACCACCCUCUUCGUCCCAGCGUCCCACAUUUACUCGACAACUGGCUGGCCUGAGUUUCUGGCAAUGGCGGAAGAGAGUGGUCCAACGUAUAUGAAGCACCGUGAGAGUCGCAAACCCCUGACGGUGGUGCUGAAGCUAGGCACAAGCUCCAUUGUUGAUGAGGAUACUCACCAACCCCUCUUAUCCAUUCUCAGUCUUAUUGUAGAGACGGCGGUGAAGUUGAGAAAAGAUGGCCAUAGAGUAGUCAUUGUCUCAUCCGGUGCCAUCGGCGUUGGCCUUCUUCGCAUGGAGAUGGACAAGCGGCCGAAGCACCUGUCAACACUGCAGGCGUUAGCGGCAAUCGGCCAAUGCAGGCUCAUCAGUCUAUGGGACGAUUUGUUCGGCCACUUCAGACAACCCGUCGCCCAGAUUCUACUCACUCGGAACGACAUUGCGGAUAGGACGCGGUAUCUCAAUGCCCAGAACACGUUCAACGAGCUUCUUGACCUGGGGGUCAUCCCCAUCGUCAACGAGAACGAUACCCUGGCGGUGUCGGAAAUCAAGUUCGGCGACAACGAUACCCUCUCCGCCAUCGCUGCCGGCAUGGUCCACGCAGACAUGCUGUUCCUCAUGACCGACGUGGAUUGUCUCUACGACAAAAACCCCAGAACCCACCCGGACGCUCAGGCCAUCGAGGUCGUCGAGGACAUCUCCAGUAUCCAGGCGGAUGUCUCAACAGCGGGCUCCUCCCUCGGCACCGGUGGCAUGAUGACCAAGAUCGUCGCCGCGAGACUAGCAACCUCGGCGGGCGUGACGACCGUCAUCACCCGCUCUUCCAACCCGGGCAACAUUGUCAAGAUCGUGCGCUACGUCCAGGCCCAGCAGCGGUCCUCCCCGCGCUUCGACGCCACUGUCCACGAGGGCGACGACCACGACACCGACAACGAGCACCAUCACGACCACGCCGAAGACCCCAUGUCCCAGUCCACCGCCUCCCUGCGCCUCGACCAGUCUGUCGAGAGGCCGCCGCUGCACACCCGCUUCCUCCCUUCCUCGGACCCGAUCCGCGAUCGCCAUUUCUGGCUCAUCCACGGCCUCAAGCCCCACGGCACGUUGUACAUCGACUCCGGCGCCCACAGCGCCUUGUUGCGCAAGGCGGGGCUGCUCCCCGCUGGCGUGCUCGACGUCGAGGGCAACUUUGCGCAGCAGGAGGCCGUCCGGCUCGUCGUCGUCGACCGGCUGCACGGCGCGAGCGCAACCCCGGGCGGCAAGCCAUGGGGCGGCACGCCCAUCGAGGUCGGCCGCGCGCUCGUCAAUUACGCCGCUCCGGAGAUCAUGCGCAUCAAGGGCCACCAGAGCUCGGACAUCGGAGGUCUGCUGGGGUACGCCGACAGCGAGUACGUCGCGGAGAGGCAGCACAUCCGCAUCUUUAGCCGCGAGAGUCGGCCGGUAACGCCGAGCAUCGAGAAGGUCAAGGAGCAGAUUGUCGAGGAGGUGGUUUCGGGGAUCACGGGAUACGAACAGAAGCCGUAAAGUCAAAGAGACAGGGGCGAGAGCGGGGAUGAGGAAGCAGGACGUUGGCAUGCGUGAUGAAUCAGAAAACGGCCUCUUUUCCAUGUUUCGAGGAGCUAAUAGUACCGCGAUACAUGGCAUAAUUGUUGGACCUGCUGGCAUUGUCGGGAACGACCAACACAAGAGCUCUCGUCAACUACGGCACCACUAUAAACCCAUUCGCUGUUCAGUUGCUUCUCAGCCACCAGUGUAUCUGAUAUGUGAUCGAACACGUGC